UAUACGAACCUGGUCGAAUUCGCGCGGUGACGGAAAACUGUUCUCUUUAGACCUGAUUGAUGAGAGUGGAGAGAUACGUGCGACAGCAUUCAACCAGGAGUGCGACAAGUAUUUCGACAUGUUGGAAUUGGACAAGGUAUACAUCAUAUCUAAAGCACAGCUGAAGACAGCCAAUAAGAACUUUACAACCAUCAAGAAUGACUAUGAGAUGACGUUCAGCAGAGACACAGAGGUGACGCUAUGUAUGGACGAAUCUGCCAACAUUCCAAAAAUGAGCUUCAAUUUUGUGCCGAUCAGUGAACUGGCCAAAGUACAGAAGGACGCGAUGAUUGAUGUUGUCGGCGUGUGCAAAAGUGCAGGAGAUUUGGCAACAAUCAUGACCAAGACCACAAACCGAGAACUGUCGAAGCGAGACAUCACGUUGGUCGAUGGCACGCAAACGGAGGUCCGGUUGACCAUCUGGGGAGAAGAGGCGGAGAAAUUCAAUGCCGAUAACAUGCCGGUAAUUGCCGUCAAAGGAGCACGUGUUUCCGACUUUGGAGGUGUGUCACUGUCUGUGCUCAUGUCCAGUACACUCAUGAUCAACCCAGACAUUGAAGAAGCACACAAGCUGCGUGGUUGGUGGGACACUGAAGGAUUGAACACCCAGACACAGAGUUUGUCCAACCUUGUCGGAGGGGGUGGAGGCGGCCCCGCAAACUGGAAAACAUUCAUGGAGAUGAAGACGGAGAAUCUUGGACACGGUGACAAGCCUGACUAUUUCAGUGUAAAGGCUACAGCUGUCUUCUUCAGAAAGGAGAACUGCCUCUAUCAGGCGUGUCCAACAGAACAAUGCAACAAGAAAGUGAUUGACAAUGGUGAUAACACGUUCAGAUGCGAGAAAUGUGCCAAAGACUUUGAUAGCUUCAAGUGGCGCAUGUUGCUUUCUAUGAACCUGGCAGACUUCACGGAUAGUGCUUGGGUGACCUGCUUCUCUGACGCCGGUGCACAGGUGCUGGGAGUCGAUGCUAGUGCUUUGGGAACGUACAAAACAGACGAUGAGGAUAAGUUCCACCAGGUUUUCACAGAGGCGACCUUUAAACCACACAUAUUCAAACUUCGGACAAAAAUGGAAACGUACAACGACGAGUCCAGGCUGAAGACCGUUUGCAUGAUGGCACAGCCGGUCAACUGGUGUGAGUACAACCAGCGACUUAUUGAUGACAUUCAGCGCAUGAUGGCGAUGUGAUGAUCUCAACUAGACGGAUGCGUCGCAGCACCCGGUGGCAUCUCUUUAGCGUGGCUGUCCCGACGAUACGUGCAGCAGAAUGGCGGAUGUGUAGUGGAUAUGUGGAGUAGUUAGGGGCAAAGUACACGUUUACCGUGGAUGGUGUUUUUGUGCUAGACAGUGGAGGGUAAACUAGUGCUCUCUCACUACAUUAGUGAGCGUCCAAGUACUUAUUUUACAGUAGAGUGCUUCACUACUUUUUCGUACAGUGAAGAGCCCACCAUUCCUCUUUACCCCCACGCACCCUAACCUGAUCAUUUAACAUCGUAAUCACAAAUGACGAGGUGAUUGUAGAUAUUCUUCACUGGGAAACCUGAAUAACGGCGUAAAGAAUACGAGUAUCGUUUGCGUUUCCUCUCUGUAACUUGGUCUGCGGGUGCCUAGCAUCCAUAUGUGGCUGGGAGGUCUGGGGCCUGCUGCCUAAUGGCCCUGCAUGGCGAGUGCUUGGAACAAUGUUGCGGCACGCGCAGGUAGUGCUGGUUUAGCUACACCGUUGCUGCUCCCCUGCCCCGUGUGUGAAAGCUCACGAGUCGUCUGUUUCUCUGUCCCGAUUUUUUUUUACUUUGUUUGCUCUCUGUCAUUACGAUGUAUAUCAGGAGUAGAUAAUAGGGACUAUCUACUCCUAUUAUCUACUCCUGAUGUAUAUCCAUACCUGGCUCCACGUUAUCAAUGUUGUCACUUGGCGGGGGUGAGAGUGAUGAUUUUUGUAAUUACGUUCAUGUUGUCGCAUGGUAUGACAUUUGUGUUGGUAGGAAAUUUGAUGCCGACAUAAACUUAGUGCUUAAAAAUCAUUGAUUGUUUCCUAAUCGAAUUAACGUAUAUAGCAAUACUGGUAGCGAUAAGUUGCAAUAGAGUUUGGAAAAACGGAGAGUUACGUACAGAAAAGAGGGAAGCGGUAGUGAUCGGGCAGUCAGGCUAUAUUUUUUCAAGAUGCAUGGAAAUUCGGUGGUGAUCGUUCUGUGAUCGUCAGUGGAGACGUGUCCAAUAAUGAAGCUAGGGGAACUUUCUAACCUCAGAUGCGAAUUAACAAAACAAGUUUACUGUAUCACUAUGUAGAUGUCUUAAAACAUUUCCCCGCGUGAUGUAUGUAUACAUGUAUGUGACAUAUGUAUGUAUACAGUUCCCCUUCAGUAGAAUAUAUACCUCGUAACAUAUUUA
Molecule: messenger RNA, 2425 nt
Organism: Priapulus caudatus
Lineage: Eukaryota; Metazoa; Priapulida; Priapulimorpha; Priapulimorphida; Priapulidae
Product: replication protein A 70 kDa DNA-binding subunit-like
Biological process (GO): DNA replication; nucleotide-excision repair; double-strand break repair via homologous recombination
Cellular component (GO): DNA replication factor A complex; nucleus
Molecular function (GO): damaged DNA binding; single-stranded telomeric DNA binding
Source: RefSeq, a predicted model, not a curated record